CCGUGGGCCUCGUUCCAGUCCGCCAACCAGCAGCCACAGCGGGUCUGGGGGCGGGAGGCCAGAGCAGCUGUCAGGCCAAAGUCCAGAGAGCUACGCGCGGAGGGGCGGCUGGAGGAAGCGGGGCGCCGGGCCGGGCCCUGGAGAUGGUCCCCGGCGCCGCGGGCUGGUGUUGUCUCAUGCUCUGGCUCCCCGCGUGCGUCGCGGCCCACGGCUUACGCAUCCAUGAUUACUUGUAUUUUCAAGUGCUGAGUCCUGGGGACAUUCGAUACAUCUUCACAGCCACACCUGCCAAGGACUUUGGUGGCAUCUUUCACACAAGGUAUGAGCAGAUUCACCUCGUCCCUGCUGAACCUUCAGAGGCCUGCGGGGAGCUCAGCAACGGUUUCUUCAUCCAGGACCAGAUCGCCCUGGUGGAGAGGGGGGGCUGUUCCUUCCUCUCCAAGACCCGGGUGGUGCAGGAGCAUGGCGGGCGGGCAGUGAUCAUCUCUGACAACGCGGUUGACAAUGACAGUUUCUACGUGGAGAUGAUCCAGGACAGUACCCAGCGCACAGCUGAUAUCCCUGCCCUCUUCCUGCUCGGCCGAGAUGGCUACAUGAUCCGCCGCUCCCUGGAACAGCAUGGGCUGCCAUGGGCCAUCAUUUCCAUCCCAGUCAAUGUCACCAGCAUUCCCACCUUUGAGCUGCUGCAACCGCCCUGGACCUUCUGGUAGAAGAGUUGGUCCUACCUUCCAGCCAUAAGCAACUCUGGGCUGGGAAGGGGAAGUCUAAGAAUUCUGCUGUUUGGGAUCUGGGGACUGGUGGAGCCAGGUAGAGGGCAAGGGCUUGGGCCCUGGCUAAGCUAGGAGAAGCCACGCCACAGGCCUUUCCCUUCCCAGGGCUCCCUAAGGUGUCUCAUGCUGAGAAGAGGCAAGAGCCAGACCCCAGGGCUUGUGAGCUAGGGUCUGGAACAAAAGGAGCCAAUGGCAGGUACUCUGAGAGCCAUCUGAGACCUGUCACAUUCCCCCUGGCUCCAGCCUCCCCACCCAAGGUCUUUCACAGCAGUCGCUGGAAUGUAUGAAGGAGCUGGUGUUUGAGGACUUAAUAAACCCUCACUGACUUUUUAGCAAUAA
Phacochoerus africanus (Common warthog) is the source of this 1109-nucleotide messenger RNA. RefSeq names its product protease associated domain containing 1 (gene PRADC1). The record is from RefSeq and is a predicted model, not a curated record. The transcript is spliced from 5 exons. Bases 144 to 710 code for a protein of 188 amino acids. Lineage: Eukaryota; Metazoa; Chordata; Mammalia; Artiodactyla; Suidae.